Molecule: messenger RNA, 1106 nt
Organism: Neolamprologus brichardi
Lineage: Eukaryota; Metazoa; Chordata; Actinopteri; Cichliformes; Cichlidae
Product: phospholipase A and acyltransferase 2-like
Biological process (GO): N-acylphosphatidylethanolamine metabolic process
Cellular component (GO): cytoplasm
Molecular function (GO): glycerophospholipid phospholipase A1 activity; A2-type glycerophospholipase activity
Source: RefSeq, a predicted model, not a curated record
GUAGCGCAGCAAACACCCCAGACUGGGAGAGCUGCAGGAGUUCUCAUUUUAAACCUAAAUAACUGCGAGUCAGCCAUGAAUUAUCAACAGCAGAUUGAUAACAUUGUGUCCACUGCAAAAUUUGGAGACUUGAUUGAGUUUUCCUACCCACUUGGAUAUUCGCACUGGGCCAUCUAUGAUGACGAUGGACAUGUAAUCCAUUUUGCAGUUGCAGAUGAGAAGCAACUAAUGACAACUGUUCGUACUUAUCUGCAAAAAAUCAUGCCAGUAUGUGGGGACCUUCUCCUUGGAGAAACCAAGAUUCGCAGAGUCCCUGUUGGUGAGGUCAAUGUCCCACAUGGAGCCCAUGCGUUGGUCAGUAACAAUCGCCAUGCCUUCACACCUUCAGCACCUGAGGAUAUGAGGCUACGCCGUGACGCCCUUCUCAAUCAAUCCCUUCCAUAUAACCUUUUUACUCUAAACUGCGAGCACUUUGCCACUUUCAUACGCUACGGGAAAGCUGUGUGCAACCAGAUCCCUGCAAAACCCAAGAAUGAAGAGUGCACAGGAGCAACUACAGUUUUCAAAGACAUUGUCAACUCAAAGCAAACUGAUUAGAAACGUUUUCAUUUCUACAUUUGUAAACUUGUGCGAUGCCUCAGUUUGGUCUUUCUGAGUCACGUCACUGUAAAUAUUCAACAUGUUCUCUUUGUCUGGCCCUCUAUAGAGCUUAGCCUGAUAUUUUUUUUAAAUUUUUUUAUGAAGCCACUUAUGGAAGCAGUAUGUACAGCAAGGUUUAAACUUACUUGUUUUUUGCCCUUAUUUAUUAAUUUGCAAAUGCUUAGCUGAAACCAUAAAUAUUUUUUCUCAGCAAAAUAUCUUUAAUAAUUCCUCCAGAGAAAAAAACAAUCUUGGGAUUCAUAAUUUGGCCGAGCAAAAGCCCUGAAGCUAUAAGGUUUACCACGACAAACCACAUGCUGGCAAGCUGAAAGCACGUGAUAAUUAUAUCGCCAAAAGAUAACGUGUGAUUAAAAAAAACAACAAUGUAGAUGUUCUACUGAUGCUCUCAUAUAAUAUAUCAGAUAUAUUUUUCUGUUCAGGCACAAAACAUAAACAAAUUCACCUAA